Dinoponera quadriceps is the source of this 293-nucleotide messenger RNA. Its product is annotated as fatty acyl-CoA reductase 1-like. The record is from RefSeq and is a predicted model, not a curated record. The annotation marks the transcript as partial. Gene Ontology annotation, cellular component: peroxisome. Gene Ontology annotation, molecular function: alcohol-forming very long-chain fatty acyl-CoA reductase (NADP+) activity. NCBI's taxonomy places the organism in Eukaryota, Metazoa, Arthropoda, Insecta, Hymenoptera, Formicidae. The transcript is spliced from 2 exons. Gene Ontology annotation, biological process: long-chain fatty-acyl-CoA metabolic process.
CAUUGAACGAACCCAUAAAAGGAUGGAUGGACAAUUUCAACGGGCCAGUCGCAUUAUUCAUCGGCGGAGGAAAAGGAGUGGUGAGAGUUGUGUAUAUAGAUCCAAUCACGCGUAGUGAUUAUAUACCGGUCGAUAUCGUCACCAAGAUUAUGAUCGUUGCGGCAUGGAAACAUGGGUCAAAAAUGAAGGAAACACGGAACGAUCUUCCAUUUGUGUACAACUGCGUUGCUUCCCACUCUUCGACUGUGACAUAUGAGACGGUCCUCCAAUUAGGUUUUGAUGCUCUGAAAAAA